Lodderomyces parapsilosis is the source of this 1881-nucleotide messenger RNA. It is a transcript of the gene RMS1, whose product is annotated as ribosomal lysine N-methyltransferase. Lineage: Eukaryota; Fungi; Ascomycota; Pichiomycetes; Serinales; Debaryomycetaceae. Gene Ontology annotation, biological process: peptidyl-lysine monomethylation. Gene Ontology annotation, cellular component: nucleus. Gene Ontology annotation, molecular function: protein binding; protein-lysine N-methyltransferase activity. The coding region runs from base 1 to 1881 and encodes 626 amino acids. The record is from RefSeq and is a predicted model, not a curated record. The transcript has a single exon.
AUGUCUACAGCAUCACAGGCAAAAGAUGAAUUCAAUGAGGCCACUGCAAGGUAUCUCGAUUGGUUGAAAUCUCACAAUGUUGACAUAUCACCUAAAAUCACCAUACAUGAUUACACCUCAAUCAACCAAGGACGUGGAGUGAUUGCCUUGGAUAAUAUUAAGGAAGGAGAAGUUUUGGCUACAAUACCUAAAACAGCACUAAUCAAUGUCAAGCAUAAUUUGCUUGUUGACAACUUCCCCAAUUUAAAGCAUUAUUUAAUGAGGUUGCCUCACUGGGAGGCAUUGAUAAUCAUAUUAUUGUAUGAAUUACAUAACAAGCAACAAAGUCCGUGGUUGGAGUAUAUUAAUGUUUUACCGCAGCUGGGUUUUGAUCAAUUGAUGUUUUGGAGUUCAAAUGAAUUGAAUUUGUUACAGCCCAGUUGUGUAUUGGAUAGAGUAGGGAAAGAAGCAGCAAAGGAAAUGUUUCACAAGAUCUUGGACAUUGUGAAAGAUUUGAAAAUUGAAGGUCUCUCUGAUGUAACUUUUGAGGAGUAUAAUACUGUGGCUACGCUAAUCAUGUCCUACUCGUUCGACGUUGAGUUGACGAAACAAGAGGAAAAAGAGAUGAAAACCCAACUUGGUGUGGCAGAUGAGGAAAAUGAGGAUGGCUUUGAUGAUGAAGACGAUGAUGUUCCUGAGUUGGUGCAACAUGGGAACAACUCGAAUACUGACGCCGCUGAUGUGAAGACAUUGCUUGAAAGAAAUGGAAUACCACUAGAUGAGGCUGAGGAAGGAAGUGUUGAGCCUGUAGAGCUUGCGGUUGAUGAAUCGGAGGAUAACGAUAAUGAAGAAAGUGAAUUAAAAAAAGGCGAAGAUGAGGGUAAUGAAGAAGAAGAAGAAGAAAAUGAGGAGGAGGAGGAGGAGGAGGAGGAGGAGGAGGAAGAAAGCGAUGACGAUGCUGAAUCUGGAUCACCAGAAAUACUCAACGAUGGAUGUAUCAAAUCAAUGGUUCCAUUAGCUGACACGUUGAACGCUGAUACUCACUACAACAAUGCUGUAAUAAAUUACGAAGAAAACAACUUAGUAAUCACCAGUAUAAAGGCCAUCAAAAAAGGCGAUCAAAUCUUCAACACAUACUCCAAUCACCCUAAUGGUGAAAUAUUACGCAGAUAUGGCUAUGUCGAACCACAAGGGUCAAAGGGGGAUUUUGGUGAAAUUCCGAUUUCAAUCAUAUAUCAAUUUUUUAUCGAAAAGUAUGUGGUUCGUGAAUCUGAGUUGGGUCAUUUGCUUGAACUCAUUGGUGAAGUAUCGUAUCAGGAACAAAUGAUUGAUGAUGAAGAUGGAGGGUUUGAACUUAUCUUGGACUCUUAUGACUGUUUUAGUACUGGUGAAGUCACUAUUGAAUUGGUGUUUUUGAUUCAAUUUUUGACCACUUAUUUGACGAUACUCAAAGACAACGAUAACAACACAGUGGAUAUCACAUUGGGUUCAGUAAAACGUGUUUACCGAAAAAUUUAUCAACUUAUCGAAUCGAAAAAGGUAACGUCAGAUUUGAUUAAAAAUUUGACGGAGAUUUUUGAAAUUAGAUUGGACCAGUAUCCUGAUUAUGCGUCAGAACCAUUCAGUAAAGACCUAGAAACAAUGACUCGAGAUAUUAUGGCGAAAAUUGUAUUGCAGAGUGAAUUUCAGUCGUUGCGGGCGUGUCAACAAGAUGUACAAAAGACGGUGGGAAGGACGUUGGAUGCAUCGGUUAAAGUUGUAGCUAGUGAUAAAUUGGUUAGAGCUAUAGCCAAGAGUGGUGAAAGUGGGAGCAAGAAAGAUACCGAAAGGACCUCAGGGGAGAAGAGAGGUAAUGAAAAUGAGGGAGGAAGAUCAAAAAAGACGAAGAUGAGAAAGAAUUAG